AGCAGAGCGCGAACGAACGAACGAACCAACCAACCAUUGCAGAUAAGCACAUCCAAGUCAAGUCCCCACCAACACGUGUCAUCCACACGAUUUUCCUUUCUGGAUUUACAACAUCGUUCAUUCAUUCAUUGUACAUAACAAACAAACAACAAUCUUCAGCUCAAUCGACACACUUUGUGAAAAGGAGAAAAGUUCCAAAUUCAAAGCACAAGACAAGAUGGCUUCAACUACAACUUCUCUAUGUUCCUCUACCCUCCAAUCUCAGAUCAAUGGACUUUCCCUUCACAAGAAUUCUCUCUUCCAUCCCCGUUCUCUCACUUUCUCCAGGAGGAAAAUUUCAACUGUGGUUAAGGCUUCAUCUCGUGUUGACAAGUUUUCAAAAAGCGAUAUCAUUGUUUCUCCAUCUAUUCUUUCUGCCAACUUUGCAAAAUUGGGAGAACAGGUAAAAGCAGUAGAGUUGGCUGGUUGUGAUUGGAUUCAUGUUGAUGUUAUGGAUGGUCGCUUUGUCCCAAAUAUUACUAUUGGACCUCUUGUGGUUGAUGCAUUGCGCCCUGUGACAGAUUUACCUUUGGAUGUCCACCUGAUGAUUGUAGAACCAGAUCAGCGGGUGCCCGAUUUCAUCAAAGCAGGAGCUGACAUUGUCAGUAUUCAUUGUGAACAAUCUUCCACUAUCCAUUUGCAUCGUGCAAUUAAUCAAGUAAAAAGCCUGGGAGCUAAAGCUGGAGUUGUCCUAAACCCUGGUACUCCGCUAAGUGCAAUAGAAUAUGUCCUUGAUGUGGUUGACUUGGUCUUAAUUAUGUCUGUAAACCCUGGCUUUGGUGGCCAGAGUUUUAUUGAGAGCCAAGUAAAGAAAAUUUCUGAUUUGAGAAGAUUGUGCGUGGAGAAGGGUGUGAAUCCUUGGAUUGAAGUGGAUGGUGGGGUUACCCCAGCAAAUGCUUACAAGGUGAUUGAGGCUGGAGCUAAUGCACUGGUUGCUGGUUCUGCUGUGUUUGGAGCUAAAGACUAUGCUGAAGCUAUAAAAGGAAUUAAAGCUAGCAAAAGACCUGAGCCAGUUUCUGUGUGAAAGGCCUCCGCGGUAUCGGAUCCAUUUUAAACAAUAUAAGGUUUAUGGUCAGCAGGCCAAUUAGGCAUGCCUUGCUAUCACCACCAGCAAUUUUCUCUCUCUGGAAUUAGCUAGAAAUCAGCCAAGUAAUGCCUCUGCUGUGAUGCAUAUUUGUGUAUAAUCUCUUGGAGUAUCAUAACAUCUUUAAUUCAAGAUAAAGCGAUCUACUGUCUAUCAGAUUGUAACUUUCGGUUGUGUUCCACCAUACUGUAAACAAGUUUUUGAUUUUGACAUUAUAUAAGGUUGAAUGAAAACCAGCUAUAAUUUUUCAGUUUUUUCUCUAAGUUAA
Molecule: messenger RNA, 1391 nt
Organism: Medicago truncatula (barrel medic)
Lineage: Eukaryota; Viridiplantae; Streptophyta; Magnoliopsida; Fabales; Fabaceae
Product: ribulose-phosphate 3-epimerase, chloroplastic
Exons: 10
Coding region: 218-1063 (281 amino acids)
Biological process (GO): carbohydrate metabolic process; pentose-phosphate shunt
Molecular function (GO): D-ribulose-phosphate 3-epimerase activity
Source: RefSeq, a predicted model, not a curated record